AUGCGCGUCAAGAAUGUCCUUGAAUUCAUCCCCCUUGUUCCCGCCUUCUGUGCAAACUUGAAGCUCUUCUGGAGCAGGGUUACAGCGACGCGCCUUACCACCAUCUACUUCAUCUUCUCCAUCGUCAACUGCAUCGUUCAAGCGCUCCUCCAAGGCGAAGCGACAGUCAUCAACGCCAAAGCCGCGGACUAUCUCUACGGUAUCGUUCUUGCCGGAAACGCCACCGCAGAGGGCUUCUACACCUGGGGCGACAACGAGCUUCGGUACUGCGACUAUGUGCCCGAUCAUGUCGACGCGUCCGGCUGCACUCUUGUGUGGCGUCCUGGACAGGCGAAGGCCCCGUCGGCUCAGGCAUCGAACUCGAAUGGGACGCUCAACACGUCCAGCUUCAGCUCCUCGCUGAUCUCGGCCACCCUCACCGCUUCCUCUGGCCUCGCCUCCGCCUCAUCCUCGCCCGUGCGCCCCAUCUCCUCGUCCGCACCGGUUGUCUCCUCCGCGGCCGUAUCUUCCGCGGUCACCUCGGCCACGGCCGCCGCGGCUUCCUCCUCGGCAGCAGUAUCCGUGCCGGCUUCGACCACGACCACGUCUGCCGCAGCACUCGCGAGCCAGACCGUCCUCGUCGUUGAAGAGGAGGACGACGAAAGCGACGACGAGUCGGAUGACGGUGCUUCUGACUCGGGCAGCGAGUCUGAUAGCGAUGAUGAGGACGGCAACGUCGCGCUCAUCGUGUCGCAGGCUCGCCGUGAUCUUGAGGCGCGCCAUGGCGCUGUCACUGUUCUUGAGAUCAACCUCAAUGGCAGCGUCGAUGUCAAGCUCGACGGUUGGGGCUACUCCGGCACGCCCGUCACGCUCAUGCAGAAGUGCGUGCACGCGCUCAACUGGCCUGCACAACAGCUGGACAACACUAAGCGCGAAGACAUCGCCUUCACCGCCUUCCAAUUCUGGGUCCUCGGCAUGUCCCUCGUCGCCCUCCUCAACGAAUCAAUCCCGCACAUCAUCGCCUCCCUCGUCACGCACUUAUCCUCCGUAGCCUGGGGCGCCUUCCAGCUCUCCCAAACCCAGCUCUUUCACGACGACUACAACAAAGUGAUCACCGCCGGCGUAUGCCAGGUGAACUUCCUGCCGACCUACUGGAAAGCGCGCGCGAACGUCGAGAUUCCCAGUCUCGCGCUGAACGGCGCGGGGCUGCUGAUGUCGAUCUUUUUGUCGUACAAGCUUAUCAAGAUGUUUGGGUGGCAGACGUUCAAGAGGGUGGGCGCGAGCAGGACGAUUAAGAGGGUUUAUCAGCUUGUUCUGGUGCUCUCGGUUACGAUCCAGUUGUCGCUCUUUUUCGUCGUUGCGAGCGUAGCGCUUUGGCUGGAUCAGAUCUGUAAUGGAGCAAUUGGGCGGUUGGCGAAGGAGCACAAGCUGUACGAAAUCCUUCUGUACAUCGUCCUGGUCCUGCUCCCCAUCUGGCUCGUUGGAGGGUGGUUCGCCGUUCGCCGUGAAAUGAAGAUCACUAUGACCGUCUUCCUCUUCCUCUCCUUCGCCUACAUCGUCGGCUGGGGCGUCAUGUUCGACUCUACCACCUUCCGCUGGACAUACGCCCAAUGGUCGUUCUUCGCCGCCAUCGUCACCCUCGGUGUCGCGCUCGUCAUCAUCUGCUUCAUUGUUGGCAUCUUCUGCCGCAUCAACUUUGGUCGCGGUCUCCAGCACCACUUGAGCGCGGAAGAACCCCUGCCCGGCGACGACUUCGAGCGCGUGACAGCCGAGAAGAUGUCCGACCCCGAGAAGUUCGAGUUCCCGUCUGCCUCAGGCCCUCUCCCCACAUACGAAGCCGCCUACGGCUACGACGACGAAGCCCCGCCCCCACCACCCGGCACCCGAACCCUCGGCCCACGCUUCUACAUGCAGCAAAACGCCGCCCUAGACGUCGAGUCCGACCAACUCUCCGGCCCCGCAGCGCUCAGCCCGAACCUCUCGAACAUGGAGAUGGACUUCAACAGGCACCACAACCCCGCCUCUGCCGCAUACCAAUCGCGCUUCUCGUUCUCGCAGGCGUCAUCUGCGACGCGCGCACCGUCGCCUACGUACUCUCGUGAAGGCUCAGAAUCGACUGUCACUGCGCAUCCUGGGCUGCCGAAGAGCGUGAGGCCGACUGCGAGGCAGGGCUCUAUUGGGAGCCAGAAGAGCUUUGCGAGCUCGAGGAGUGGGACUAGUACAAAGACUAGUGGGAGUGGGAAGUCGGAGACGAUUGGGAAGGCCCGUUGGGUCAUCGAGUGA
Molecule: messenger RNA, 2262 nt
Organism: Peniophora sp. CBMAI 1063
Lineage: Eukaryota; Fungi; Basidiomycota; Agaricomycetes; Russulales; Peniophoraceae
Source: the annotation of a GenBank genome assembly